AUGCUCCUUCUAGCUUCAGCUUUUUUUCUAGCACUACUGCAGUGCUCUAAUGCCCAAAACAAAACAAGCAUUACACCUGCAGACUGUAAUACCAUUGAAACAUAUGCAGGAGUGGCCCUGGAUUUGGUCAACAAACAUCGCAGAGAUGGCUAUGUUUUUGGUUUAUUCCGUAUUGCUGACGCACACGAACUACAUACAGGAAAUAGAUCAGUCCUCUACUUAACUCUGGAUGUGCUGGAAACUGAAUGCUCUGUGUUAUCCAGAAGACACUGGGAGUCUUGUGAAUACAGUGACGCCUAUUCCAUGGACUUUGGGCAAUGUAAGAUUAUUACAUACACAAGCCAGCUGCUGAAGAACCCUCAACUGUAUGGAUUUAAUUGUACAUUAAGUCCAGUUCCUCCAGAUUUACUAGAGUGCAAAGAUUGUCCUGUGAAAGUCGAAGUCUUAGAAGUCACCAAGCAACAUAAAAGUAUUGCUGCAAAGGCCCUGGAGAAAUUCAACAGUGAGAGCAACCACACAAGCUACUUCAAUGUGGACAAAGUUGAAAAGAUUUUAAAGAUGACUGCCUCCCGUGAAGGUCACAUUUUAGGAUUUUCUAUAAAAGAGACCAACUGUUCGAAAUCCAUACAACAAGCAGAUCCGGCAUUGGAAUGUGAUUUUCUGGAUGACUGGCACGCUCAAAAACACGUGGGAUUCUGCAAAGCAAGAGUUAUCAGUGAUCCAGAUGAACCAGAUGGAACAGACAUAAGCUGUGAAAUCUACCCUCCCUGGCGGCACGACUAUGGGCAAAGAUGCAGACAUUCACCUCUGGGACACCCACACAGACAUCCCCAUCUCCAUCAUCACCGACAUCGUCACAGACACCAUCACAAGCAUCAUUACAGGCACAGAUGUCCACCUCCUUCUCAACCCAGACCUGAAGACCCCGAGCAUAGCCAUAGCUUCAACAAAGAAUAUCAAGACAACCAUGAAGGACCUGCUCAUCCUCCACCCCCCCACGGUGAACCACAUCACCACCUUCACCCUCCACACCAUUGUCCUCCACCCCCUCCCCAUUGUGGACCACAUGACUACCCUCCUCCUGCUCCCCAUGAUGAACCACAUCAUCCUCCUCCAUCCCAAGAGGAAUUACAUAAUCUCCCUUCUUCUCCUCCUCCCCAUGAUGAACCACACAAUCCUCCUCCUGGUCCCCCUCCUCAUGGACCACACUGUCCUCCCCCUCCUCAUGGACCACAUCACCACCAUCAUCCUCCCCAUCAUGGACCACUCUGUCCUUUUCCUCCUCAUGGACUAAAACACCACUAUCCUCCUCCCCAUUGUGGGCCACACUGUCCUCCUCCCCCUCCUCAUGGACCACAUCACCACCCUCCUAAUCCUCCCCAUGAUAGACCACAUCCUCCUACCCAAGAGGAACCAGAUCAGCCUCCUUCU
This is a messenger RNA of Pterocles gutturalis (yellow-throated sandgrouse), 1431 nucleotides long. Its product is annotated as histidine-rich glycoprotein-like. Gene Ontology annotation, molecular function: heparin binding; zinc ion binding; serine-type endopeptidase inhibitor activity. The annotation marks the transcript as partial. NCBI's taxonomy places the organism in Eukaryota, Metazoa, Chordata, Aves, Pterocliformes, Pteroclidae. Gene Ontology annotation, biological process: negative regulation of endopeptidase activity; negative regulation of fibrinolysis; heme transport. The record is from RefSeq and is a predicted model, not a curated record. The transcript is spliced from 8 exons. Gene Ontology annotation, cellular component: blood microparticle; extracellular region; endolysosome.